GGGAGGGAGGAGGGAGAUAGACAUACAGGGAGAGAGACCUAGAGAUACUGAAGACACAGUCAGAGCUGGGAGAGGAACUGAGAACCGGACUCCAGCGCUCAGAGAGCUACUCAAGAUCUUUUGGGGGAGCUCAAUAAAUGUGAAUAUGAGGUCUAUCACCGGAGCUGUCCUCAAGACGCUACUUCUGUUAUCUACUCAAAAUUGGAACAAAGUGGAAGCUGGCAAUUCCUAUGACUGUGAUGAUCCUCUUGUAUCCGCUUUGCCUCAGGCGUCCUUCAGCAGUUCUUCUGAGCUCUCCAGCAGUCACGGUCCUGGCUUUGCCAGGCUGAAUAGAAGAGAUGGAGCUGGUGGUUGGUCUCCAUUUGUGUCAAAUAAAUACCAGUGGUUGCAGACUGACCUUGGAGAGAGAAUGGAGAUCACCUCUGUGGCCACUCAAGGAGGAUAUGGAAGCUCCAACUGGGUGACCAGCUAUCUCCUGAUGUUCAGCGACAGUGGCAGGAACUGGAAACAGUAUCGACAAGAAGACAGCAUCUGGGGUUUUUCAGGGAAUGUAAAUGCAGACAGUGUAGUAUACUAUCGGCUCCAGCCUUCUAUCAAAGCCAGAUUUCUACGCUUCAUCCCCCUAGAAUGGAACCCCAAGGGCAGAAUUGGAAUGCGAAUCGAGGUGUUUGGAUGUGCAUACCGAUCAGAGGUGAUUGAUCUUGAUGGAAAAAGUUCCCUUCUGUACAGAUUUGAUCAAAAAUCCCUGAGCCCAGUAAAAGAUAUUAUUUCCUUGAAGUUUAAAACCAUGCAGAGUGAUGGGAUUCUACUCCACAGAGCAGGUCCAAGUGGUGAUCAUAUCACGCUGGAAUUAAAAAGAGGAAAACUCUUUCUACUUAUUAAUUCAGGUGCAGCUAAACUGCUCUCCACUCACCCUCUGGUCAAUCUCACCCUGGGCAGCCUGCUGGAUGAUCAGCACUGGCAUUCUGUGCUCAUCCAGCAUUUGGGCAAGCAGGUCAACUUCACAGUGGACGAGCACAGGCAUCAUUUCCAUACCCAGGGAGAAUUCAGUUACCUGGAUCUCGAUUAUGAGAUCAGCUUUGGAGGGAUUUCAGCACCUUCAAAAUCGGUGUCAUUCUCACAUAACAAUUUCCAUGGAUGUUUAGAAAAUCUCUAUUAUAACGGAGUGGAUAUCAUUGAUUUGGCCAAGAAACAAAAACCACAGAUCAUCAUUAUGGGAAAUGUGUCAUUUUCUUGUUCACAACCACAGUCUGUGCCUCUUACUUUCCUGAGCUCCAGAAGUUACUUAGCACUGUCAACCUUUGCCAGAGACGAUGAGAUUUCGGUUAGUUUUCAAUUUCGCACCUGGAAUAAGGCAGGACUUCUGCUUUUCAGUGAACUACAGCUCGUUUCUGGGGGUCUGCUCCUCUUGCUCAGUGAUGGAAGACUUAAGCUGAAUCUCCAUCCACCAGGAAAAUUACCCAGUGACAUCACAGCAGGUGUGGGAUUGAAUGAUGGACAGUGGCAUUCCAUUGCCUUAUACGCAAAAAAGAAUCACCUGAGUCUGAUGGUGGAUGGCCAUGUGACCUCUGCUUCUCCUCUGCCGGGGACCGAGAUUUAUUCAGGUGGCACUUAUUAUUUUGGAGGUUGCCCUGAAAAUAGCUUUGCAUCAAAGUGCAAAAGCCCACUUGGAAGAUUCCAGGGAUGCAUGAGACUUAUUUCCAUCAGUAAAGAAGUGGUAGAUCUGAUUUCAGUUCAGCAAGGGUCGCUUGGGAACUUCAGUGACCUUCAGAUAGACUCUUGUGGCAUCUCAGAUAGGUGUUUGCCUAACUAUUGUGAGCACGGAGGUGAAUGCUCUCAGUCCUGGAGCACCUUUCAUUGUAACUGCACCAACACUGGCUACACUGGAGCCACCUGCCAUAGCUCUAUCUAUGAGCAGUCAUGUGAAGCAUAUAAACACAGAGGAAAUACCUCAGGGUUUUACUAUGUAGAUUCUGAUGGAAGUGGCCCUCUGGGACCAUUUCUUCUCUUUUGCAACAUGACUGAAACGGCAUGGACCAUCGUACAGCACAACGGCUCUGACUUAACAAGAGUCAGAAAUACUCACCCAGAGAACCCAUAUGCUGGGUUUUUCGAGUACAUGGCCAGCAUGGAGCAACUCCAGGCCACAAUUAACCGUGCGGAGCACUGCGAACAGGAGCUUGCUUACUACUGCAAGAAGUCACGGCUUGUAAGUCAGCAAGAUGGCACCCCUUUGAGCUGGUGGGUUGGAAGAACCAAUGAAACACAGACUUACUGGGGAGGUUCUGUGCCUGACCCUCAAAAAUGUACUUGUGGCUUGGAAGGGAACUGCAUUGAUGAUCAAUAUCACUGCAAUUGUGAUGCUGACCGGAGUGAAUGGACCAAUGACACUGGAUUCCUUUCUUAUAAAGAACAUCUGCCAGUAACUAAGAUAGUAAUAACAGACACGGGGCGGCCCCAUUCAGAAGCAGCUUAUAAACUGGGGCCUCUACUCUGCAGAGGAGACAAGUCAUUUUGGAAUUCUGCUUCCUUCAAUACUGAGGCUUCAUACCUUCACUUUCCUACUUUCCAUGGAGAACUUACUGCGGAUGUGUCUUUCUUUUUUAAGACAACAGCUUUAUCUGGUGUAUUUUUAGAGAACCUGGGAAUCACUGACUUUAUAAGAAUAGAGCUAUGCUCUCCAACAAUAGUGACCUUUUCAUUUGAUGUGGGAAAUGGGCCUUUUGAAAUCUCAGUGCAGUCACCCACCCAAUUCAAUGACAACCAGUGGCAUCACGUUAGAGUUGAAAGGAACAUGAAGGAGGCCUCCAUUCAAGUGGACCAGCUGUUGCCAAAGGUCCAGCCUGCUCCGGCCGAUGGCCAUGUCCUUUUACAGCUCAACAGCCAGCUCUUUGUGGGUGGGACGGCCACGAGACAGAGAGGCUUUUUGGGCUGUAUCCGGUCGCUGCAAUUGAACGGGAUGGCCCUGGAUCUGGAAGAAAGAGCCACGGUGACUCCAGGGGUGCAACCAGGUUGUCGAGGACAUUGCAGCAGCUACGGGAAGUUGUGUCGCAAUGGAGGGAAGUGCAGAGAAAAGCCCAGUGGGUUCUUCUGUGACUGCUCUUCCUCUGCCUACACAGGGCCUUUCUGCUCCGACGAGAUUUCUGCGUAUUUUGGAUCUGGCUCAUCAGUGAUUUACAAUUUUCAAGAAAAUUACUCCUUAAGCAAAAACUCCAGCUCCCAUGCUGCUUCAUUUCAUGGUGAUAUGAAGCUGAGCAGAGAAAUGAUUACAUUUAGCUUCCGAACAACAAGAACACCAAGCUUACUGCUGUAUAUGAGCUCCUUUUACAAAGAAUACCUUUCAGUUAUCAUUGCCAAAAAUGGAAGUUUCCAAAUAAGGUACAAGCUAAGCAAAUAUCAAGAACCUGAUGUUAUUAACUUUGAUUUUAAAAGUAUGGCUGAUGGGCAACUUCACCACGUAAAGAUUAACCGAGAAGAAAGGAUGGUCCUUGUGGAGAUUGAUGAGAAUACAAGGAGACAAAUAUACCUGUCCUCAGGUUCCGAAUUCACUGCAGUCAGAUCUCUGAUAUUGGGCAAGAUUUUAGAGCACAGUGAUGUGGACCAGGACACGGCUCUGGCGGGAGCACAGGGCUUCACUGGCUGCCUCUCUGCGGUGCAGCUCAGCCACGUGGCCCCGCUGAAGGCUGCCCUGCGCUCUGGCCACCCAGCAGCUGUCACCGUCACUGGGCACGUGACCGAGUCCAGCUGUGUGGCCCCUGCUGGCACUGAUGCCACAUCAAGGGAAAGAACACAUUCAUUCACAGAUCAUUCUGGAACAAUGGAUGACAGGGAACCCCUCACUAAUGUAAUCAAAAGUGACUCAGCAGUAAUUGGAGGCCUGAUAGCUGUUGUGAUCUUUAUCUUGCUUUGCAUCACUGCCAUAGCUGUUCGCAUUUAUCAGCAGAAAAGGUUAUACAAAAGAAAUGAGGCAAAAAGGUCAGAGAAUGUAGACAGUGCUGAAGCUGUUUUGAAAAGUGAGCUUAAUAUACAAAAUGCAGUGAAUGAAAAUCAGAAAGAGUACUUCUGAUGGGCAGCUGUGAUGUAACUUAUACUGAUGACAGUCUGUUUUAAUAGCCGGGGGCUUUGGAAUGGACAAGAACUGUUCUUACCCUGAAUGUACAGGCGAUGGAUUUGCAGCACAGCCGUCUUGGCGUGUCCAGGCUCGGAUGGCUCCGGGAGGCCUCAUCCAGUGACAUUCUCCUCAUGGCAGUCAUUCUGUGUAACAAUGAAUUAGAUAUUGCUGUUAAUUUCCAGCUGUUCUGACAUGAUCUAUAACCAGUUUAACUUGCUCAGUGACUACAGUUUUUAAAUGUGAAAACUGUAGCCCCAGUCUCUUCACUGUGUAAUACAUAAGUUUUGUUAGAGAUAAAAAGUCAAAAUUGGACUCUAAUGACCUUGCUUUGUUUGAGAACAUAUGCUGCGUUUGCUUUAGUCUUCCCAUGGUGUUGUUCAUAGACCUGGAAACGCUUCUAAGAUCCUGUUUGGCUGGUGUUUGCAUCUUCAGUGGCCAAAAGUAUAUAAAGCCCCUUUGCCUUUCUCUGUAUUACAUUCAAUACAUCAGUAGUCUGGAAAAAUGUUUUGUUGUCUUUGGCUUGUUUGUAUUGCUCUUUUUCUAUUUGACUCUUCUUAAUGAUUUUGGAUACAUUUGGUUUUGAGUGUCUGAUUUUACCUUUGAACAUACAAUUCAUUUGUAAAAAGAAUCAAAGUGCAGUGGUUGUCCAUAUGUGAUGUCUUACCUUUAAAAGUUUUCUAUUUUAUUUGUUAUCAUUGUUUGAUGGUGACAGUAGUUAAGACCCGAGUAAUUCCAAUUUCCCAAAGACUGUAAAAUGUUUUCAAUUAAACUUGUUGAUUAUAUAGAAAAAAAUUCUUAACACAGCAAAAAUUAUUUUUAAUUACACUUGUAAUACCUCGAAUGAAAUAUACUUCUGAGAAUAUUUUCCUUGAACCAUAUGUCAGUUUCUUGUAGGUUUAUAUUUCUGUUUUUCUACAGGUUAUCAUGAACUUUUCUUUGAUCUCCCAUGACUAUAUUCCAUGUAGUAUCUUCUUAUAUAUUAGAAAAAAAUGAAACAAGUUGAACUACAGAGCCCCAUUUCUCAUGCUAAAAAUGUAACAUAUGUACCCCUUCAGGCAUGGACCUCCAAUACAUACUGUUUGAAAUAUGAGCUGCACCACGCCCCUUUCUCUGCACAACCGGUGCACUAAUUAAAGGGUGCUCAUUGUAAGGGAAGAUAGUGCACUGUAUAACCCAUACUAAACCUCUCCUUCUAGUUACUUCUUAUGUAGAAUGAUUAAUUUCUCAGAAAGUACCAACAAUCAAUGAAAUCCACUAACUAGUGCAUUCUGAUUAGAGUGAUCAGAAUGAUUAGGAGAUUGAGGAAUUGUCAAUAACCUUAUAGAACUGUUACAAUAAUUCAUUCUGAAGCCAUGUAAACAAGAUACUUGCUUGGAACUAUCUCUGUAUCCCAUGAGACAAUUCAAUAAUAAAGGCACUUUGCUGUCCACGUGCACAACUCCAAGUGCCUCCCAAGUAAAAAUCAGAUUCUUUAGUCUGUAUAUACUAGGAAGUUUGAAAAUAUGUAAAUUUAUCAUUACUAUUGUCUUAUUUUCUAUGUUUUCCUUAUUAACACUUAGAAAACUUGGCUGUCUUUUCUCACAGAACUAUAUCCAUAUUGAUGUUUCUGUAAUGCCUGACUAAAUCUGAAGGACCUGAAUUAGCAUAACAGUUCAUGAAGGACCUAUGUUAGUAAAUGGUGUACAUUUUUUAAAAAAAAAUUGGAAGACCUGUGGUGACAAGGGCAAGAUUUAACAUAGAAAUGGCAGUAUCUGUUCAAUGUAAAGAUGAAUGCAGCCAUUAUCACAGCUCUGAAUCUCUUCCCAGUGUUUUUUUUAUUUAGUGGCAGCAUUAACCUUGUUGGUAGCUAGAAGGUAGUAAGGUUUGCAGAUGGUGAAGCCACAUAGUCCUCUGACGUUUGCAUUGCUAAAGGAAUGCAAAAAUGCAUUCAAAAUGCACAGACACAUUAUAGACUAUGGUUUUGAUUUGCUGAUUUGUAAUCAAUUCCUUUCUUUUUUUUCUUAAUAAAAUGCAUUUUGAAAUAAAAUGCAGAAUAUAUUUUAAGAGAUGUUGUAUUAAAGUUUAGCAGAGAAUUAUACUGGAUUUCUUUUUCUUAAAACAGUGAAAAGGUGUAUAGAUGUAUGCCUUCUUUACUUGUGUGUGUGUGUGUGCACAUGUGCCUGUGUGUUUAAUCCUUUUGAAAGAUUUUGUGAUUAUUGUGAACCAUUAACUAAUGCUGCAGUUAUGUAUUUUUCCUUUUAAAUGGGCCAAAAAAUGAAAGGAAAAUACAAAAAUGUUUGCUGAUUGUAAUAAGUAAAGUCAAGUUACAGUAGAUUUAAAAUUUUGCCAGAGAACAAUGAUGUGGCUGUCAGCAAUUGUUUGUGGAAAGGUUACUCUGUAUUUAAAUUGGAUGAUGUCUUUUUAUUCUUUUUUCUUCUCCAGUGAGCUUGGCCAGUGAACAC
This is a messenger RNA of Heterocephalus glaber (naked mole-rat), 6552 nucleotides long. It is a transcript of the gene Cntnap4, whose product is annotated as contactin associated protein family member 4. The record is from RefSeq and is a predicted model, not a curated record. NCBI's taxonomy places the organism in Eukaryota, Metazoa, Chordata, Mammalia, Rodentia, Bathyergidae.